Symbiodinium pilosum is the source of this 1341-nucleotide messenger RNA. The record is from the annotation of a GenBank genome assembly. NCBI's taxonomy places the organism in Eukaryota, Dinophyceae, Suessiales, Symbiodiniaceae.
AUGACAAAGAUGCAGCCGCAUGAGGAGUUGAUGGAAGCAGGUAUGCUUGAUGAGUUUAAGGACACCAUGGGCAAGGCUAUGUUUGUGUCUCACCAGUGGCUAUGCUCAGCCGAGGUUGGUGUCGACUUGAGCAGCUGGCGAGGUGAUGAUAGCUUCAUGAUUACCAUCAAGACGGCCAGCCAUCCAACCCUAACGUGGAACGAGCAUGGUUCACUUGCCUGUCCAGCAGCAAAAUUUCAACAACUUGCACGGGAUCGGGCUCGUGUUGGCAAAGUAGUUCUUGGAAUGCUUUGGGACAAGCUGCACUUUCUGCUUGAAGAGGGCGAUGUCCACAAGUAUCGCUUCCUCCUGAAUCUCCACCACUUCUACUUGCGGGGCUUUGUGGGCCUUCAUCCUAUUGAGAGUCUUGUGCCGGCCUUUGACACGGAAAUUGACCCUACCAGGGAUGCCAGUGGAUUUUUUGUAGCCCGCUUCCUGCAUGACAACCUAUUCAAAAGAGUUUCGAAUCGUGAUUCUGCUGGUUGGUCGCCUCUUUGCUAUGCAGCGCUGGCAGGCAAAGCCACUUUGGUGCGAGCUCUUUUGGAUGCCAAGGCAAAUGCCAACGACACCUUAGGCAAGUUCACUCGGCAUGCCGACCUUUGCAAGCGUCUCCCAGUCCUCAGCCUUGCCGCAGUUUACCACAACAAUGAUGUCAUGCAGGUCCUUCUCUCAGCGCAUGCCAAUGUCCAUGCUCGUUGCGUUCUUCGAGCGACUGCACUGACUUGGUGCUGCACUUCCGACAAUGCUCCUGGAGUCCGUCUCCUCUUAGAGUGGAAGGCAGACCCGCUCCUGAAAAGCUUUCCCGGUGUGAGCUCAUUCAAGACGGCCUGCUGCUUUGGCAGCACUGAAGUUGUGAAGGAGUUGUUGACAACGAUACGUCAUCAGGUCAGCUUAAGAUUUUCUUUGCACUGUGCCCUGGCCUUCAAUGGGGAGAGCGAUGUCAUCGCUUGCUUGAUCGAGGCUUCAGCAGAUGUGAACGAGCAGCUGCACAUUCCGCUGUCCCGAACGGCUAUGUGGCUCCAGCUGAAGGCGUUGCGCACGAUGCAUUACGUCAGUCCGUCAGUCCUCACGCUUCUGGCUUACCAUCAUUAUGGCGCAACUCCCUUGACAUUUUGCAUUUUGACAGGAAAGUUCGAGAUCAUUCCCAUCCUACUAACUGCCGGGGCGCGCAUGGACAUCCCAAACAAUCGUGGGAAGACUCCCGCAGAUAUCCUUCAGCAAGUUCAUGCAUCAUUCUCUUGGAACGAACUAGGCCGAGUCCUGGCGUGCGAUGAGGACUCAGAUGAUACCUGUUCCUUGUGA